Lotus japonicus is the source of this 2131-nucleotide messenger RNA. RefSeq names its product COBRA-like protein 10. Gene Ontology annotation, biological process: cellulose microfibril organization. Gene Ontology annotation, cellular component: membrane. The transcript is spliced from 2 exons. NCBI's taxonomy places the organism in Eukaryota, Viridiplantae, Streptophyta, Magnoliopsida, Fabales, Fabaceae. The record is from RefSeq and is a predicted model, not a curated record. Bases 51 to 1994 code for a protein of 647 amino acids.
CUCUAUCAUUCAAUUAAUAAUGAGGCAGAGGCUCACCCUCACCCAAUAAAAUGAAAACUGCAUCAUCAUCAUCAUCACUGCUCGCAUUGUUGCUAAUUUCCUCUUUCGUUCAUGUGUUUCAGGCUCAAGCUCCAGAGGCUCUUCCUCCAGCAGCAGAAACCUGCAACGGCGUUUUCAUUUCCUACGACUUCCUCAACCGCAGGAAGGAAUUCCCUCGCGUCAAGAACGCCACCGCACAAGCCUGGGCCUUCAACUCCACCGCCACCGUCCUCAACGCCGGCACUCAUGUCAUCAAAGCGUGGAAACUCUUCAUCGGUUUCCAACACCGCGAGAUUCUAGUCUCUGCCGCUGGAGCCACCAUGUUCGACGCUUUCGAGCUUCCUGCUCCCGUCGGUAACGGAACUACCUUCGUUGGAGGUUCUACGCCUGAUUUAGAAACCUCCAUCAACACAGCCAUGGAUUUGACACAAAUUCAAGUGCAGAUUCAACUCUCUGGCACCCAGUUUGGGCUUAAGCCCCCUGCAGCUCCCAUGCCUAAAACCAUCAAGUUGGUCAAUGAUGGAUACAAGUGCCCCCAACCAAGUCUUCGCAAGAGAUCCAUGUGGGCAUGUUGUAAAAAAGACCCCAAAUUCAAGUCUCCGCUUAAGAAGACCAAGUUCUUGAAGCGCCAGAAAGGGGACCUGACCAUAUCCUAUGAUGUUCUUCAAGUGUAUGACAACAACUACCUUGUUCAAGUGACCAUGGAGAAUCACAGCCCUCUGGGACGCUUGGAUCGUUGGAACUUAACAUGGGAGUGGGCAAGAGGCGAAUUCAUAUCUAGCAUGAAAGGCGCUUUCACGCGUGAAAUAGACUACUCGGGUUGCGUCAACGGCCCUGCAGGUCAGUACUACAAGGACAUGGAUUUCUCCAAAGUCCUCAACUGUCAGAAGAAUCCAGUGAUCAGUGACUUGCCUCCAGAGAAAUACAACGAUACUGAGAUUGGAAAAAUACCCAAUUGCUGCAGAAACGGCUCAAUUUUACCCACCAUCAUGGAUCAAACACAAUCCAAGUCUGUUUUCCAAAUGCAGGUGUUUAAAAUUCCACCUGACAUGAACAAAACAGCUAUUUUCCCUCCAGAGAAGUGGAAAAUAAUGGGUGUCCUUAACCCGGAUUACAAAUGUGGACCACCUCUCAAAGUGGAACCUGCUAGAUUUCCUGAUCCUAAAGGACUUGAUGCUUCUGUUAUCACAGUUUCAAGCUGGCAAAUUGUCUGCAACAUUACAAAACCAACCAAGCGAAAUGCUCGCUGCUGUGUCUCUUUCUCUGCCUACUACAAUGAGUCUGUUGUCCCGUGCAACACGUGUGCUUGUGGGUGUGACGACACUGAUCACUGUAACCCGGACGCCAGAGCAAUGCUUUUGCCGUCGGAAGCAUUGCUCGUGCCGUUCGAGAACAGGUCAGUUAAGACAGUUGCUUGGGCUAGAUUAAAGCAUUUUCGCUUCCCGAGAAAGUUACCGUGCGGUGACAAUUGUGGAGUUAGCAUAAACUGGCAUGUGGCUUCAGAUUACAAAGGUGGGUGGAGUGCUAGAAUCACGUUGUUCAAUUGGAAGCCUGACCCUUUUAAGAACUGGUUCACUGCACUGCAGUUCAAGAAGGCAGCUCUGGGUUAUGAUAAAGUGUAUUCCUUCAAUGGAACAUUCCUACCACGGAUGAACCACACUAUUUUCCUGCAAGGAAUGCAAGGAACCAGCUAUUUGAUUGGUCAAGACAAUGGAACGAAUCCAAAAGUGCCAGGGAAACAGCAAUCUGUUAUUUCCUUUUCUAAGAAACACACACCUGGUAUCCACAUAGCAAAAGGUGAUGGGUUUCCUUCAAAGGUAAUAUUUAAUGGAGAAGAGUGUUCAAUUCCAAUCCAAUUCCCUGUGGGAAGUGGAAGCCAGCAUAAUGUAGAUUUAGUACAAAAAUAUUUAGUCUUGGUUUUAGUAGUGUUUACAAUCAAUCACAUAUUGCAUUAGGAUGCCCAAUUUUAACAGCAGUUCAAUUAGAUAGCUUUAUGUAUCUAGCUUUGUUUCAUAUCUGUCUCCCAUCUAUUAGGAUGCCCAAAAGUUUUUCAUGCUCAAAAUUACUUAUAAGUAGGUGGUAAGCUAUUUCU